Messenger RNA from Halichondria panicea, 1795 nucleotides. RefSeq lists its product as uncharacterized. The record is from RefSeq and is a predicted model, not a curated record. Bases 137 to 1681 code for a protein of 514 amino acids. The transcript has 4 exons. NCBI's taxonomy places the organism in Eukaryota, Metazoa, Porifera, Demospongiae, Suberitida, Halichondriidae.
ACAGAUGUGAGUGGAAUUGGCACCACAUCUUAUGUUUGAUCUAUGAUAUUAGCAAGUUAUAUAUAUGGAUAUAGUAGAUCUGUACAGCUAUAUAUUUAUGCUCACAUACAUUUAGUAGCUCAGUAUAGAUAAUAAUAUGGAGCUUGUAGACAAAGUCACAAUGGUACUGUGCUUGCUGUUGCUGCUUCAGGAGCCCGUGGACAGCAAUCAUUGCUCAGCUGCUAUUUUAAAGGGACCGUCUCAGCUGCUGGAAGAAACCACAGGAGGUACAGCUGCCUUCACAUGCACUGUGUUUGGUGCCACUGAUCCGAGAACACAGUCAUCCCGUCCUUGUCGGUAUCUCUUCAAUACAGGAAAUUUCAACCCUGUCAGAAUUUUCUGGAAUAUACAAGCACCUGGUCUUGACCUCUCUCUUUUGCAAGGAGACUUGCAAAUGAUAUUUUCAACUUCUGAUUUACUACCACAAUUACGAAACAAAGGAGUGAUUAUUUCCACAAACUGCUUGAGUAGAAUCUUUUUUGAUGACUACAGACGCCAGGCUGAAGAAAGAUUAGCCUCGGAGCCGGCUGAUUUUUGCUUGAAUGAACUGUCCUGUAGUGGUACUAUCGCCAUUCCGGUGAAUAGUGUUGCCAACAACACUAAAGUAACAUGUGGGGUAUAUUCAACUGAGUGCAGAGAAGACCCUUCCAACUUGGAGAAUGACGAGGUCUUUGUAAGUAAUGAGGGGAGACUGGUAGUUCGAGAGUCUCUGUUGCAUAUACAAGUCUCAACUAGCCCUGGAGCAGUAUGUGUGCAGUGCUUCUUUACCUACAAUUCAACUGCAGUCGGUUGUCAUGUUAAGAUUCGACCUCAGUCGUUUGCGAGAAAAAUGGUUGCAUUCAAUGUUUCUGUUAUUGAUGAUUUGGCUCGAAGCUGUACAAGAGGACUGGACAACGACACGUACACAGUGACAGCUGUGGAAAUUGAUGCAAGAGGCAUGAUUGGAACGCGAAACAUUAUCGAGGUUAUCUAUGUUGAAAGAGAGACUGAGAUCGACAAAAUGUGGCCAACUGUAUCCAAUAAUGUGACUGUUGCCGUGGAUGUACCUGUAGUUGCUGGACUUUUGGGAGGAGUGGCGCUACUUUUGUUGGUAACUAUUGCUGUAGGUUCAGUUCUGGUGAGGAGGAAGUGUGCUAAAACUUUAGGGAGUAGCUUGUCAAGUGACCAAAUUCGAGGAUACUCUAACCACUCAAAUAGAGCCACACCCGUCGAAGAACUUUAUGAUACGCUAAGUACACCCACUCAUGAAUACGAGUAUCCGAGUGAACAUAACGGCUCAUACGAUUAUGCCUCAGAGUCUUACGACGCUAGGCUAAAUAGUAGGCCAACAACCGGGCAUAACAGUGAUAGUGAAUAUGAAAGUAGGAGACCGGUCUCUUACGUCAACGUGGACAAACAUCAGUACAUUAAUGGUAACAUGUUUUCGAAAACGAGAAGUCUACCAGGAAGCGGUCAGUUAGCCUCUUCACCCAUUUAUGGAAAUGUCAACGAAAUUUCCAAUACUGGUUACCUAGUUAUUCUGCCGGAUUCCUAUCCGAUUGGUACAUCAACGGGCGAGGCUGAAAUCUUUACAAAAAAGUGUGUUGCUUAUUCAAUGGGUGAGGCUGAAAUCUUUACAAAAAAGUGUGUUGCUUAUAUAUAGUUAUAAAACUGGCAGACCAAUUAGUUUUUAAUUUAUGGUUGGCUAUUUGUAUAUCGAUUGUGUACAGUACAUGCUUUAUAAUUAUAAUUAUUUGUUGGAGAAAAAUCGGCCCUG